Ipomoea nil (Japanese morning glory) is the source of this 1002-nucleotide messenger RNA. RefSeq lists its product as uncharacterized. Lineage: Eukaryota; Viridiplantae; Streptophyta; Magnoliopsida; Solanales; Convolvulaceae. The record is from RefSeq and is a predicted model, not a curated record. Gene Ontology annotation, molecular function: nucleic acid binding; zinc ion binding. The transcript has a single exon. Bases 1 to 1002 code for a protein of 333 amino acids.
AUGGCUGCCCUAACCAAGCGUGAAUUUACCGAAUUGGCCCUAGACGGGAGCAACUAUUUGACUUGGGCUCUUGAUGUUGAGAUUUAUCUCACAUCAACUGAGCUACAAAAUACUAUUAUUGCUGAUUCCACAAGCGAUGCAGCCCAGAAGGCCAAAGCACUAAUCUUCCUCCGCCACCAUCUUAAUCAUGAUCUUAAGAAUGAAUAUCUUACCGAAAAGGACCCCUACAUUUUAUGGAAAUCUCUCAAGGAUCGAUUUGAUCAACAAAUAUCACUUGUCCUCCCCCAGGCACAAUAUGACUGGCUGAAUUUGAGGUUCCAAGACUAUAAGUCUGUCACCGAAUAUAAUUCAGUAUUACACAAAAUUGUGUCACAGCUCAAGCUCUGUGAGCAAGAAGUUUCUGACAAAGACUUGAUCGAAAAGACUUUGUCCACCUUUCAUGCUAGUAACCUUGUACUCCAGCAGCAGUACAGGGCCAAAAACUAUACCCAGCAUGCUGAGCUGAUCUCUGCCCUCCUAGUAGCUGAGAAGCAUAACCAGUUGUUAAUGCGAAACCAUAAUGCACGCCCUAUUGGCUCUGCACCAGCGCCUGAAGCACACAAUGUUGCCCAGUCGAGCAACACUAGGGGGGGUCGAGGUAGAGGACGAGGAAGAGGUCGUGGAAGGGGUACGAGUCGUGGAGGAAGAAAUGGAGGCAACAAGAAUCAUAACUCCCGCAACAAGCAAAGGCAGCCGAAACAUCAAGGACAACCAAGCUCAUCCAAUAAUCAUUCCGGGCAGCAGCAAGCCUGCUAUAGAUGUGGGUGCACAGGACACUGGUCUCGUACAUGUCGCACCCCGAAGCAUUUGGUAGAGGCAUAUCAGCAAAUGAUGAAGAGGGACAAAACACAACCUAAAAAUGAGUCCCACCAUGUUGCGUUACCAGAAGCAAACGCACUUGUUAAUGCUGACGAUGAUGACCUCAUGAAGUAUGAGCUUGAAGAUUUUGGAGAUCAAGAAUGA